ACGUGCGCGAGACCAGUUUCUCACCAACCGGCUUAGCGAUUACACGUGUGUCGGUACAUAUUACAAUACUGUGUGUGUGUGCGUGUUUUGUUUUUGGUGAACUGAUUUUUAAUUUUCGGAUAUGUGGAACUACCUGCUGUUCUCGGCGCUAGUGACGCUGGUCUCGCUGCUCUUCCGGCACAAUCUCAGCUCGCCAAUCAGUGUUCUCGAUCAUCCCGAGACGCAGUAUGAUUAUAUCAUUGUUGGAGCCGGGACUGCGGGAUGUGUUAUGGCUUCGCGUCUGUCGGAAGAUCCGAACGUGACGGUUUUACUGGUCGAGGCUGGCGGCUACUUCAACUGGUUGUCUUCCAUUCCUCUGGCGGCACCGGCUCUUCAGAAAACCCACGUCGACUGGGGAUACAAAACCGAGAGUCAGGCUUUCUCUUCCAGAGGCCUAUGGGAUCACCAACAAAGGAUACCCCGAGGUAAGGGUCUGGGGGGCAGUGGUCAGCUCAACUACUUGGUGCACUCGUUCGGUCGUCCGGAAGACUACUCCAAUUGGCCCCGAGGCUGGUCGUACGCGGAUCUCCAGCCCUACUUCAAAAAAGUCGCCUCGACCAUGCACGUCCAGCAGAUAGUCAGUGACGAGCAGGGACUCGUGCAAGCCAUGGACAUGGCCCGGGAAACGAUGAACGAGACCGACACCGUUUUUAUCAAAGCUCAGAGCACGCUUUUCGAAGGCUCCAGGUGGAGCACUUAUCAGUCGCACUUGCAGAUGGCUUGGAACAGGCGGAAUUUGCAUAUAGUUAUGAAUACCGUGGUGUCGAGGAUAUUGCUGGACUCGAAAAAUGUGAUCGACGGCGUGGAAAUCCAGUACGAGGAUGGGAUGCGCGAAACAAUCGAAGCCAAGAGGGAAGUGAUAGUUUGCGCUGGCGCAAUAGCUACUCCUCAACUGCUGAUGGUUUCUGGUAUCGGUCCCGAGGACGAACUGAAGAAGCACAAGAUACCUCUGCAAGUCGACGUUCCCGCAGUGGGGAAAAAUUACGCCGACCACUUCAACAUGCCUGUCUACGUGAAUCUCGAGUCGCCUGUCAGUAUAACGCUCAAGAAAAUGCAGUCGGUUUCCACGAUCGUCGAUUACUUUCUACAUGGAACAGGGCUUCUGGCCUCUAAUGGAAUCAUGGGAAUGGCACGACUCGAUGACAGCGCCGUGAUUCUCGCCGGAGUCGGCUCGGCCGAUGAAAAGCUUCUAAAAGAUCUGUCGAAUUACAGAACCGAGACUUUCAGAUCGCUCUUCCCGUCGUACAGCGACAUAACGCGCGAGGGCUUCUUGUUCAUGUCGAAUUGUCAACAGCCCAAGAGCCGAGGAAACGUCACACUCAGGUCGGCCAGUGUCUUCGACAGGCCGAUGAUCGAACCAGCUUUUCUCCAGAGAGACGAGGAUAUCGCUUGCACUAUUAAAGCGAUAAGACUGGGCCUGACCAUUCUGGAGACGCCUCUGUUCCGCGAAUUCGGAGCCGAGGCUCACGUACCUGAUCUCGAGGAAUGCAAGGACCUCGUACAGGAUUAUCGGGAUGACGCGUUUGCGGAAUGCGCGAUAAGGGUGUCGGCUCUCACGAGCCAUCACCCCUGCGGCACUUGUCGCAUGGGCGACAGUAAUGCCGACAACGACACCGUCGUCGACGAAUUCCUCAGGGUUUACGGCAUCGAGGGCCUGCGAAUAGUCGACGCGAGUGUACUUCCAGGCCCGAUAUCGGGCACGCCCAACUCGGUGAUCAUAGCCCUGGCGGAGAAGGCCGCCGACAUUGUCUUAAACAGGUCGCCGAGCUCCACUAGGCGGUAAUAAGUAUACAUGCGGAAUAUUCAUAUAGGACAAGUAAAAUAAUCAAGCUACAGAAUGGAAAAAGACGCGGGUGGAACCGACGUCAACCACAGAGUGCCUUCUUCUAAAUUUGGCCCGUUUCCUGCUUGGUCGCCGAACUUAUCGAUUAGGUAGUAACAGGAAAUGUUUUACUUUCGUUUUACUUAUACAGAUAGUUUUCGAAAUCAACGUCUAUCGAUGUCUAACUGGUGUUUUUGAUUUUUUUUUACUUUUUCUGUUCGAUAAAUGCAAAAUUUAUUCUACCUUACGAUAUUCUUCGAAAGUUACGAUGGAUUAUUAUAACAACACUGUGCAUGGCUUUAAUUGGUUUGCAAUGUUAAAAACAUGGCUGUGAUGUAGUCUUUAUAGUUUAGUUAUAUACUUCUUUCGUGCAAAUUUCGUUUAUGUGCAUUGUAAUUUUCAUCAUAUAAUAUCUCUUAAGUGUACAUGGAAUACUCUAAGUAUUAUAAAAUUUGGACUGUUUUUCAACAUCAUACUUUUGAUCCUCGAAUUUCUGCUAAACAGUCGGAACAUCUUUCCUUGUUGUCGACAGUCAAAUCAUAGGGAUGAGAUUUCAUGGUACUACCUAAUUACACACAUGAAUAAACUAAAAAUGUAGAUUAAUUUAUUGCGUUACAAGUUACUGCGUUAAAUGUGUGUGUUGGCAAUGCCCGAGAAUACAUUUCUUUGAUAAAGUUGUGCAAAUUUCUAAACCAGGAAAAGCCAUUGUAAAUAUAAUAAUUGUUAUUGUUGCACUAGAAGUAUUUAUAAACUCUUAUCGGCAUUUGUAUUUUCCUUCAAUUGUAAUUAAACAUAAGGUAUGUGAUUGUAAGUAGUUUGCCUCUUAUAACGAUUAUGAUACUCGUACGUUAAUAAAAUAUAAUAUUAAUUAUCUUUAGAUUUUAUAAUAAAUAUGCCUUCUAAUAAACAAUUUGAUUGAUAAAAUCAAUUUUCACAUAAUAUUAUGCGUUGCAUUUGUACAUCAAUACAAAUUCAUUUAUGGCUAUAUACAAAGUCAACAAAUAUUUUCGAAUAAUUUUUGUGAUAGAGGUUAACAAGGUGUGAAAAGUAAUAACAGAAGUGUAUAAAAUAAAAUUUGAUACAUUCGCUUAAUGAAAUUUUUGAGCGAUUUUCAUUAUCGACAAAGUAACAGCGGCUUUCCGUCUUGAUUCGUGAUAUGUAAGCAUUCGCUGUACAUCUAGCUUUAAGUAGGCAAAUUAUGAAAGAAAAUAAAAACCUUGUUGUGUAACUUUAA
Messenger RNA from Nasonia vitripennis (jewel wasp), 3095 nucleotides. It is a transcript of the gene ninaG, whose product is annotated as neither inactivation nor afterpotential protein G. Gene Ontology annotation, molecular function: flavin adenine dinucleotide binding; oxidoreductase activity, acting on CH-OH group of donors. The record is from RefSeq and is a predicted model, not a curated record. The transcript is spliced from 9 exons. NCBI's taxonomy places the organism in Eukaryota, Metazoa, Arthropoda, Insecta, Hymenoptera, Pteromalidae. The coding region runs from base 122 to 1822 and encodes 566 amino acids.